AUGGCGUGUCGGAAGCGUGUCCACGUUAUUUUUAACAAAGAUAGCAAGGUAAGUGAUGUGUUAAACAACAUGGGAUUUGGACUAAAACCACCACAUCGCUGUCCUAUUCCCGUUGCCGAUGACCCAGACAAAGUAGCUAUUCCGAAGCGAAGAUCGCCGGACAAAAUUGUUAAAACUUUUUCGUAUGUUAUGGAGGAUGAGCUAGCAAAUAAUGGAUCUCAGUCAUCUCCACUAUUUGGAGGGCAUCAAAGCUGGUCGCAGAGAGAUGAUAGUUUUAAACUUAAGUCGGCGAUGAUGGUGCACUGUGGUUUUAUGCGAAAUGGUGGUGCAGAAAUGGCUCCAAAAGACAUUGAAUAUGCCAAGAAGUGUAGACUUGUGGUUGCAUCAGGCAUUUUUGAUGGAUAUGAUACACCUCAUCAGCCAUCGAAUUUAAGCCCCCAUUCUAAAAAGCUUUUUUGCUUUCUUAUGGUGGUGGAGGAAAUUCUCUUUAACUUCAUAAGUAAGAAUGUUACUGUCAGGCAGGACUAUGAUGGGGGACAAUGGGUGGGCAUUUGGUGGCUUAUUUUUCUGAAGUAUCCACCGUAUGAUGAACCCAGAAGAAACGGAAAGGUUCCAAAGAUAUUAACCCACAGGUUAUUUCCUCAAGCACAGUACAGCAUCUGGAUUGAUGGUAAAAUGGAGCUUAUAGUUGAUCCAUUGCUUAUUCUGGAAAGGUAUUUAUGGCGUGGAAAGCACACAUUUGCCAUUGCUCAGCACAAGCACCAUCGGAAUAUCUACGAGGAGGCUGAUGCAAAUAAACGGAGGAAGCGAUAUGCUCGACCUCUUAUUGAUCUUCACAUGAAAAUAUACCGUUAUGAAGGACUGGAACCAUGGAGUCCAAAGAAAAAAACCAUCAGUGAUGUUCCAGAAGGAGCCAUCAUCAUACGCGAGCAUACAGCACUGAAUAAUUUGUUUAGUUGCUUGUGGUUCAAUGAGGUCAAUCUCUUCACACCAAGAGAUCAGCUGAGCUUUGGAUAUGUUGUGUACAGGUUAGGAGGUGCGUUCAAAUUCUUUAUGUUUGAUAACUGCGAGUAUAACUCGCUGUUUGUGUUGCACCCACAUACACGCGAGCAUUCUUCUGUUAUAGAGUGGGUGAAAGAUUUAAAUGAGUUCAAGAACAAUAGUACUUUGAAAGAGAGUAGGGGAGGAUUAGGCUUGUGGACUCCUUACCCUGGAAAUCUUAAUUCAGUUGCUUUACCACCUGUAUCAAGAACAUCAAAAGCAGGAUUAGUUUUUCGUUACUCCAAUUUUUUUUUUUGGUGUCAGUUUCGGAAUUUUUGUAGUUGUCGGAAAAUUUAUAUAUUUUUCCUUCCUUGUUUCAAGGGGAAAAUCAUUAAGGCCUUGUAGAAAGUCUUUGUACGAUAUUUUGAAGAAGUUGAAGUAGGUUAUACAUAAUUGCAACUGUAUGUUCCUGCUUACCAUCUUCUCUAAUUGUUGGUGUAGAACU
Molecule: messenger RNA, 1486 nt
Organism: Cornus florida
Lineage: Eukaryota; Viridiplantae; Streptophyta; Magnoliopsida; Cornales; Cornaceae
Product: probable hexosyltransferase MUCI70
Exons: 8
Coding region: 1-1386 (461 amino acids)
Source: RefSeq, a predicted model, not a curated record